GCUGGCAGUCUGGAGAAGGGAGCCGAGGAGGAGAAGCAGGACUGUGCAGAUCAGAGGGGUCCUGCACAUCCCCCCCCCCUCCUCCUCCUCCCAAUAGUCAUAGGGGACAAGGUGUGAGGGGCUUAUAGAUAUAUACAGUGACACAGCCUGGGAGAGGGGAGCAGCCGGCAAAAAUGGGCAACCGAGGGAUGGAAGAGCUGAUCCCGCUGGUCAACAAGCUCCAAGAUGCCUUCUCUGCCAUCGGACAGAAUGCCAACCUGGACCUGCCCCAGAUCGCUGUAGUCGGGGGUCAGAGUGCUGGCAAGAGCUCGGUCCUGGAGAAUUUCGUGGGCAGGGAUUUUCUGCCUCGUGGAUCUGGAAUUGUCACCCGUAGACCACUUGUUCUGCAGCUGGUGAAUAGCCCUACAGAAUAUGGGGAGUUUUUGCACUGUAAGGGGAAAAAGUUCACGGACUUUGAAGAGAUCCGGUUGGAAAUUGAGGCGGAAACUGACAGAGUCACCGGGACUAACAAGGGCAUCUCUCCUGUGCCAAUAAACCUUCGGGUAUAUUCUCCAAAUGUGCUUAACCUGACCCUUGUCGACCUCCCGGGUAUGACCAAAGUCCCAGUAGGUGACCAACCUGUGGAUAUUGAGGCUCAGAUCCGUGAAAUGCUCAUGCAGUUUGUUACCAAGGAGAACUGCCUCAUUCUUGCCGUAUCGCCUGCUAACUCUGAUCUGGCAAACUCUGAUGCCUUGAAAAUCGCCAAAGAAGUGGAUCCCCAAGGGCAGCGCACAAUAGGUGUCAUAACCAAACUAGAUCUGAUGGAUGAAGGGACUGAUGCUAGAGAUAUUUUGGAAAAUAAAUUAUUACCCUUGCGAAGAGGUUACAUUGGAGUGGUAAACAGAAGUCAGAAGGACAUAGAUGGCAAGAAGGAUAUCCAAGCUGCUUUAAGUGCUGAAAGGAAGUUCUUCUUGUCCCACCCAUCUUACCGACAUCUUGCUGAACGCAUGGGGACCCCCUACUUACAGAAAACUCUCAAUCAGCAAUUGACCAAUCACAUCCGGGACACUCUGCCAGCGCUGCGCAACAGGCUGCAGGGCCAACUUCUCUCCAUUGAGAAGGAAGUGGAUGAGUACAAGAAUUUCCGUCCAGAUGACCCAGCUCGUAAAACCAAGGCUCUUCUCCAAAUGGUGCAACAGUUUUCUGUGGACUUUGAGAAACGCAUUGAAGGCUCCGGGGAUCAGAUCGACACUUACGAGCUUUCUGGUGGUGCAAGAAUUAAUCGAAUCUUCCAUGAACGUUUUCCUUUUGAGUUGGUGAAGAUGGAGUUUGAUGAGAAGGACCUGAGAAGGGAGAUCAGCUACGCCAUCAAGAACAUCCAUGGCAUAAGAACUGGGCUCUUCACACCUGACAUGGCCUUUGAAACCAUCGUCAAGAAGCAAGUGAAGAAGAUCAAAGAGCCGUCCAUGAAAUGCGUCGACAUGGUCAUUUCCGAGCUUAUCAGUACGGUUAGACAGUGCACCAAGAAGCUAAGUCAGUACCCACAUCUACGGGAGGAGAUGGAGAGGAUUGUCACCACACACAUCCGGGAGAGAGAGGGGCGCACAAAAGACCAAGUUAUGCUGCUGAUUGACAUUGAACUUGCCUACAUGAACACAAACCAUGAAGAUUUCAUUGGCUUUGCUAAUGCGCAGCAGAGGAGCAGCCAAAUGAAUAAGAAAAAAGCAUCCGGGAACCAGCAAGAAGAGAUCUGCAGCCUAAAUGUAACACAUUUAAGAUUAUGUGAGGUCAUUCGGAAGGGUUGGCUCACCAUCAACAACAUUGGGAUCAUGAAGGGAGGCGCCAAGGAGUAUUGGUUCGUUCUAACUGCAGAGAACCUGUCCUGGUACAAGGAUGAUGAGGAGAAGGAGAAGAAGUACAUGUUGCCCCUGGAUAACCUGAAACUGAGGGAUAUCGAGAAAGGAUUUAUGUCCAGCAAACAUAUCUUCGCCUUGUUCAACACAGAGCAAAGGAACGUUUACAAGGAUUAUCGUCAACUAGAGUUGGCCUGUGAGACCCAGGAGGAGGUGGACAGCUGGAAGGCCUCGUUCCUACGAGCCGGUGUUUACCCAGAGAGAGUUGGGUCUAGUGAGUCCGAGGAGAAUGGUUCUGACAACUUCAUGCACUCUAUGGAUCCUCAACUAGAGCGGCAGGUGGAGACCAUCCGUAACCUGGUGGAUUCCUACAUGGGCAUCGUCAACAAGACCAUCCGGGAUCUCAUGCCCAAAACUAUAAUGCAUCUCAUGAUCAAUAAUACAAAAGAUUUCAUCCACUCGGAGCUCCUCGCCAACCUGUACUCGUGCAGCGAUCAGAAUACGCUAAUGGAAGAGUCGCCAGAGCAGGCACAACACAGGGAUGAGAUGUUGCGCAUGUAUCACGCUCUGAAAGAAGCCUUACAUAUCAUUGGUGACAUCAACACGACAACUACGAGCACCCCUAUGCCUCCACCCGUAGAUGACUCUUGGCUACAGGUGCAGAACGUACAAACAGGGCGCAGGUCUCCUACAUCAAGCCCUACUCCACAAAGGAGAGCACCCGCUGUACCUCCUGCCAGACCUGGCUCACGAGGACCAGCACCAGGUCCACCUCCACCUGGCACCACACUUGGGAGCGCACCACCAGUUCCUUCCAGGCCUGGGGCAUCCCCAGAUCCCUUUGGUCCACCUCCCCAGAUUCCCUCUAGGCCCAAUCGUGCCCCUCCUGGUGUCCCUAGAAUAACUAUCAGUGACCCAUGAGGAACACUCGUCACGCAGGAAGGCUCCCGCUUCACCUACACGACCCACCAUUAUCCGACCUGCCGACCCGUCCCUCUUAGAUUAAAAAAAACAUGGAGACCUGGCUGCCGAACACAGCUUUCUCCCCCAUUUCUUCUCCCAAAAUCCCCUCCCACCAUCACACCGAUUCCGGGCAUGGUGAAAAAAUGUACCCCCCCCCCAUCCCCCCCAUCCCACUGUUUUGUAAACACUGGCUCAGUGUCACUAUGUAUUGUAUUGUACAGAUGUGUAGUAUCGUCCCUUUUGCAGCGCCAUAUUGUGAUGUUUAAACACCUGCUAUGUCUGGUUGAUUAUAUAGAUAUAUAUAUAAAUAUAUAUAUUUUCUUUUCUUGCUUCCCACCCGCCUCCCACAAUGGCCGCUGCACAUCCUUCCACCAGCUUACAGGAAUGAUCUCAUUGUGUCUCAUGCUAUUCUGUUCUGUACGAUUUUUCUUCAUCUUUUGUAUGGAAAAAGGAUGUUGAUCAGAUUAGAGCCAUUGCUGGGAAAAAAAAAAAAAAAGAAGACUCUCCGCAGUCUUCCCCUACCUCCUUGUCUGGCGAAUCAUUUUGUCAUAUUCUGUGUGUUCUGUCGCCCUCUUGUGGUCCUGUUAAUGUAUUACAUCCUCUUCUUGAUCCACGCUAUUGUAAAUUUUCCAUUCCCAUUGAAUAAAGAUGAGUGGGGAGGG
Molecule: messenger RNA, 3457 nt
Organism: Hyla sarda
Lineage: Eukaryota; Metazoa; Chordata; Amphibia; Anura; Hylidae
Gene: DNM1
Product: dynamin 1
Exons: 22
Coding region: 174-2753 (859 amino acids)
Cellular component (GO): cytoplasm; microtubule; membrane
Molecular function (GO): microtubule binding; GTP binding; GTPase activity
Source: RefSeq, a predicted model, not a curated record